GUCAACACAGAUCUUACCAUGCACUACCGCUGUAGCCGAACAGGCGUUACAACCAAAGCCCCAAUUCUCCUGCAACUCGCCACUAAAAUACCAUCGACCCACACAAUCAAUACCUUCAUCGAUUUACACACACUAUAAAGUGUAGUAGUGUGUGUUCAUUUUGUAUUUGAAUUUUGAUUAUCUGUUGUUUUCUCUUGCAAAUUUUCUUCAAAUCUGCAAGACAAUGGCUUCGAUUUUUCAAGGAGUCGGAGCUGCAACGUCACUUGAUACGAAGAAAUUCCAGCUCAGUUCUCUCAGAUCGGUUACAGGGAGGAAAGCGAGUUGUGUUGUGAUGAGAUCUGGUGGUGCCAAGAUGGACGGUGGUUCGAACCAGAUAAGCGGCAGAGCUGACCAGUUGGUUACAAACGCUGUGGCGACAAAGGCUGAUACUCCAGCAGCAUCAACUGCAUCGAAGCCAGGCCACGAAUUAUUACUCUUCGAAGCUCUACGCGAAGGUUUGGAAGAAGAAAUGGAGAGAGAUGCGCGCGUAUGUGUCAUGGGAGAAGACGUGGGUCAUUAUGGUGGUUCAUACAAAGUCACGAAAGGACUUGCGGAAAAAUACGGUGACCUAAGGGUCCUCGAUACCCCGAUUGCCGAAAACUCGUUUACCGGAAUGGGAAUCGGCGCUGCCAUGACGGGUUUACGACCAAUCAUCGAGGGAAUGAACAUGGGUUUCCUCUUAUUAGCUUUCAAUCAAAUCUCCAACAACUGCGGUAUGCUGCAUUACACAUCCGGCGGUCAGUUCAAAAUCCCGGUUGUUAUUCGAGGCCCAGGCGGUGUCGGGCGGCAGCUCGGGGCGGAGCAUUCGCAACGUCUCGAGUCGUAUUUCCAAUCCAUUCCCGGGAUUCAAAUGGUAGCGUGUUCAACCCCGUAUAACGCGAAAGGGUUAAUGAAAGCGGCUAUUCGAAGCGAUAAUCCCGUAAUUCUUUUUGAACAUGUUUUACUUUAUAAUCUUAAAGAGAGAAUUCCGGAUGAAGAAUAUGUUUUGAAUCUAGAGGAAGCUGAAAUGGUGAGGCCUGGUGAGCAUGUUACGAUUUUGACGUAUUCUCGCAUGAGGUAUCAUGUAAUGCAGGCUGCUAAGACUUUGGUCAACAAGGGGUAUGACCCGGAAGUUAUUGAUAUCAGGUCUUUGAAACCGUUUGAUUUGUAUACGAUUGGGAACUCGAUUAAGAAGACUCACCGUGUGCUUAUUGUUGAGGAAUGCAUGAGAACUGGUGGAAUUGGUGCGAGUUUGACUGCAGCCAUUACUGAAAACUUUCAUGAUUAUUUGGAUGCACCAAUUAUGUGUCUGUCGUCACAGGACGUGCCGACCCCGUAUGCAGGGACUCUAGAGGAGUGGACCGUGGUUCAGCCGCCACAGAUUGUGGCGGCGGUCGAGCAACUCUGCCGGUAGGGAGGCGGCUAAUGGCGGAAAUGAAUGACAGUAGUCCCCAGACUCAUGCUGGUACCAUUGCUCCUAUAUAUUAAACUGCUGUAAUUGACUGUUUUUUCUUUUAUACUUAUGGUGUUUUUGUUUUCUAUUUAUUGUAGUUUUGUUUGUCAGAUAAUUAUUUAACUUUGUUAUUGUUGUUUAUGGACCUGGGUGUGGGAAGAACAGUAUUCUUGUGUUAUGGAGUUUGAAGUGUAGUUGAAUAUUUAAGUGAGUUUUUUA
Helianthus annuus (common sunflower) is the source of this 1690-nucleotide messenger RNA. Its product is annotated as pyruvate dehydrogenase E1 component subunit beta-3, chloroplastic. The transcript has 4 exons. NCBI's taxonomy places the organism in Eukaryota, Viridiplantae, Streptophyta, Magnoliopsida, Asterales, Asteraceae. Bases 224 to 1432 code for a protein of 402 amino acids. The record is from RefSeq and is a predicted model, not a curated record. Gene Ontology annotation, molecular function: pyruvate dehydrogenase (acetyl-transferring) activity. Gene Ontology annotation, biological process: pyruvate decarboxylation to acetyl-CoA.